Messenger RNA from Panonychus citri (citrus red mite), 3963 nucleotides. Its product is annotated as cytokine receptor-like. Gene Ontology annotation, molecular function: protein binding. Bases 382 to 3618 code for a protein of 1078 amino acids. The record is from RefSeq and is a predicted model, not a curated record. NCBI's taxonomy places the organism in Eukaryota, Metazoa, Arthropoda, Arachnida, Trombidiformes, Tetranychidae. The transcript has 4 exons.
CAUUUGUUAUGUGACUUUUUCUAAACGAUUUUGCUCUUGUUUUCAUUUCUCUUUCAUUUAGAUUUUAAUCUCUUAAUUGUUGUGAAAAUUUGAUUAAUUAACAGUGAAUAUUAGUUUUCUCAAUGACAACAAUUAAAGUUUAAACGAUGAUCCUUUUUUGUGGCUAUCAAAAUGUAACCAAAUGAAUGAGAAUCUUUUUGCUUUUUGUCAACAUUUCAAAUCAGUUGAACAUUAAUAACUUUUCCUGAUUAAUUAAGUCUAUCUCUUAAUAUUAUCGCCCAUUCAUCAAGCUAAUUAAUUUUCAAUUGGAAUCUCAAUGUAGUUUAUCAAGGAAAGCAAAAUUUGAAACCAUUUCUUCAUCUCUCUUACUCUCUGUUUACCAUGAAUAAAAUGUUUAAUUCUGGUAUCCAGUUGAUUUCAAGGACUAAAUUGACAAUAUUUAUAUUGAUUAUUUUCUGGUUAUCCCAUGGAUUUACAACCAUUAAUUGUUGUAGUGAUAUAUUUUCCAAUCACAUUGGUACAACUACUAAUGAUAUGGUGAUUAAGGAAGGCGACCCAAUGGAGGUUGAUUGUUCACUACUUACAUCGUCAAUGGAUCUUGGCAAUGGGACUAAGGUUAAAAUUGAUUCGCAAAUGUUAUUAUUCAAAUAUAAUGGAACCAGAAUUCAAAAUUCAAAGAUUCAAAUUGUUGACAAUUCUACGAUUAAAUAUAAAGUGAAACGAAGCUCAAUGAAGGAGAGCGGAUAUUAUAUGUGCUAUAUUGAUAUCGGUUAUGCUGAUGUUAAGCCAAGAGCAGUUUGUGGUUCUUAUAUUACUAUUGCUCAUGCUCCAAGUGCCAAUGAUUAUUUCAAUUUGACUUGUUCUGGAUUGGAUUUGAAAAAUUUUACCUGCCAAUGGGAUUUACAGAGUUACAAUGUUGCCACUGAUUAUCAAUUGAGUCUAAUUAUUCAUGAAAAGUUCAAUUAUUCAACCUGUCCGAAUCGUAUCUCUCGAAAUACUUGUAGUUUUACCACCAGAGAUCCUUAUCCUUACCUGAUUUCUGACAAAAAGCUCAGAUUCCGUUUGGAUGUUUCAAACAAAUUUGGUUCUAUCUACAAGAUAUACGACAUAGACCAUUAUUCAAAUGUGAUUCUUGAUUCAAUUUCAUCGUUAAAUUUUAUCUCAAGUGGCUCACAAAACAUUACAAUCUCAUGGGAUCCUCCCAACAGUAUUGCUGAUGAUCCUUAUCUUGAAAAUAUAACUGAAUAUCUAUUGAAUGUGAUCCCAAUUCAUGGUGAUGAAAAUUCAACUCAUAUCGAUGAUAUCAAGCAAAUGGAAUCACCUUUUACCAAAACUGUAACGGUCAAAGGAAUUAGAGAACUCAAACUGGAAGAUUUAAUUCCUUUUACUAAAUAUCGCUUCGAGAUUCGUUGUCGAUUGGUAACUGAUGCUGGUAAAAGUAAAUGGAGCAAAGAAUUGGUUGAUUUUAUUCAAACAGAACCUGAUGUUCCUUACUAUUGCCCUAUUUUACUACCUGGAGGUUUUGAAAUUAUUAAAAGAUCUGAUACAAGGUUUGAUGCUAUUGUUUAUUACGAGAAAGUGGACGAAAUUUAUUCUAAUGGCCCUGAUUUCAUGACCAUAGUGAAGACUGUUCCUGUUCAUUUGAUCACCAAAGUAACAUCGCUUUCACUGUUAACUGGCACAAUUGAUUCACCAAUUUCAAUAGCUAAACGAAGCGAACAUCAUUCGAAAAUUUUUCCAACGAGAUCGCAAUCGAAUAAAGUAUCAAACAUAUUGGCACCUAUUUCAUCAAAACCCUCGAUAAUUGUUCCUGGUGCUCCAUUUCCUCCAACCACGAAUUUCAUCAAUCCUCAAUUUUCAAGUUUACACGUGAAAAAUUUGAGUAACACGUUUGAUCUGAAGUUGACAAUGCUUUCUAUGAACUCUCUUGGUCUUUCUCGUAUAUUCAAUUUUAUUGCAAUUCCUAGUUUGAGUCUGAGUAAAGUUCAUCCCGGUGUUGAUUCAAUUUAUGCAAUUAAAUGGAAUGAUAAUAAUUAUACUCUUUAUUGGACCGUUUCAUCAGUGGAAACUAUCAGAGACUUCAGCAUUUUUUGGUGUGAAGUGAUUGACACUCCUCAAUGUGAUCAUCAAAUUAAUCAUGUUUCUGCUCCAAAGGAAUUAGAUUCAGUUUAUUUGACAAUAAACUAUAAUAAAGUACAAUUUGGUAUCUCGGUAAUGGAUUCAGUCUAUGGAGUAUCAAGUGGAAUCAAAUGGAAUCAAUGUAUUGAAGAUUCAUCAAUAAUUCAGACUAAAAAUCGUUUCAAAAGAUUUAAUUUAAUCUCGAUUGGAUCAAAGUCUGUCUUGGCAAAUUGGCUUCUUGAUUGUCCGGCUCUGGAUCAUUUCUUGUACAAAUUUGAGAUACACUAUUGUAAACUCAGUCAUCCCUGUUCAGAAACAUUGACAAUCAUCAAUGUUGAUAAAUUACUCAAUGAAUUGUUGAUUGAAAACUUGGAAUCAAACACUGGCUACAAUUUUACAAUUUAUGCAGUGACCAAAGUUAAAGGUCAACGAUUGGAAAGCUCACCGAUAACAAUUGAAACAAAAGUCAAUGCGGUCACUAUAAUUUUGACCGUUUCAGUGAUCAUUGGUUUAGUUAUCUUGAUAUUAACUAUUCUGUACAUUUUAUUGAUUUUUACAAUAAGGAAACGUAAAGUUGAACGGAAAUUGAAAGAGACCGUUGAUUCCAAUUGGAUUCCCAAAAUGCCGUCACGAUUAAAAGGAGAUGCAAACAUUUUACUUAACCCAUUGGCUCGAGAGACUCGAAAUGAAUACGAAAACAAAGAGUACAUGAAUAGCGGAUCGAAUACUAAUCUAAACAAAUUAAAUGCCAAAGGAUUUAAUUCGAGAUUCGAUCAACAAUUGACAAAAGAUUGUAAAAACAACGUGUUCAUUUUAUCGACAAUCAGUGGGAAUAAUCAGCUGACCGAUAUAAUCCCAUGUACAGCAUCAUCUUCAUCUUCAUCUUCAGCAUCUUCAUCUGUAUCACCGUCAUCAUCUUCAUCUUCAUCAAUUACCGGAGAACCGGAUGAAGGAUUAGAAUUAACUUGUUCCAUUGGUAAUAAUGAGAAAAUUGUUGCAAAUAGGAAGAGUUUAAUUAAAUCAUUUUCUUCUGUAUCAUCGACAUCAUCUCGACGGAUGAGAUGUCGCAAAUUAUCUGAUGGUGGUGGAUGUGAUUCGGAAGAUUCUGGUUAUUCAACUAAAUUGUCAGAUAAAACUGUUUACUAUGAAGGUGAUAAAUUUACGAUGGAGGGUUUGAUUAAAUCAAUUGAUGAAAAUUCACCUUAUAUUGUUGUACCUGAAGAUAAAAACUCUGGGAUAUCAAUUGGCAAUAAUAUCAAAUCAUCAGAUGACAUUAAUAUUAAUCAGAAUAAUGUUAAUCUUAGUUUAUCUGAUUCUAAUUUAAGAUGCAAUGAUCAAAUAGCAAUUAACGAUGAUUACAAUUCAUCUUUACCAUUAAGAAAUGAAUACUUGCCCUUUACUGGUGAUUAUCAUUAUUAUCUUCAUGGAAACAUUCAAAAUCGUAAUCACAAUGAACCAGAUGAUGUAAAUACAAUUUCUAAUGGUUAUGUUUAUACUUAAAAGAAACAAAUUUUGUUAAUUUUGUUUUUCCUUAAUUGCUUAAUGAUCAUACAAUUUGAUAGAUCACAUGAAUCGACAAAAUCUCAAAAUCACAUCUUCACAAUUACCAUGGAGACACUUGUUAAAUAUUCUCUCACCUGAUGAUAAAAGGACAAAAAUUACUCUUCCAUUUUAUUUUCCUACCUCUUAAUUAAAUUAAUUUACUAAUCAAAUUGAUGAUCAAUUUUGCUUCUCAAUCCAAAAUCAACUUUUUAAAUCUAAUGGAAAGCUUAUCCUCUCAUCUCUUUCUUUUCUCCCUCUCAUUGUAACUUUUCUUUAAAUAAAGUUAAUUCUACAAUUUAAAAA